Molecule: messenger RNA, 1170 nt
Organism: Saxophila tyrrhenica
Lineage: Eukaryota; Fungi; Ascomycota; Dothideomycetes; Mycosphaerellales; Extremaceae
Exons: 2
Coding region: 1-1170 (389 amino acids)
Source: RefSeq, a predicted model, not a curated record
AUGACUUCAGUUAUAGUGCUUGAAUCUAUAGCCACGACGGCGGCGGCGCUCACUCCUUCCGAAACCACGAUUGUCCGGCAGGCACCGUCUGCGGCCCAGCUAUCCUCGUCAUUCAUUGCCAGCUCUAGCGUCGACCCGGACACCGACCCAGACAACCCCAAUUACUAUCCUUUGACCACAAUAUUCAAAGCCGCCAGCACCUGCUUCUCGCCCAAGCCCACAGAUCUCGAAGGAUGUACUACCUUGGAGGGGGUGUCUGUUCGAUGUCGCAUGCAAGUCGCAGAGCAUUGCUUUCCUUCUGGCGGUUACACAAUCACUGCCACCAACAACGACGUCGAGCAGAUCACCUUCUUCCCAGGCGUACUACCAUAUGGAUUUAAAAGUUUCUACGAGUAUACCGGGGGAUCGAUCGGUCAGCCCCUUGCCGAAAGCAUCUCUCAUGCCGCUGGAUGUCCUGAUGGCUGGACCUGGAAAUAUAGCCCGUUCAUGUGCAACACAUAUCUCGCGGCGACCGGGGGUCAGGAUCUUGGGACUGCGGUUUCGAUACCCGCUUUGGUAGCACAUUGGAGAGGUAGAGAUCUCGCCACCUUCACGCCGGCCUCAGCUCCAGCACUGCCUUCAAGUGCCAUCAAUGCAUUUGCGGCGACGAUUCCAGCGGCUACACCGGCUUCCAGAUCCUCGCGUGCGUCCUCGACCUCGAGGAGUUCAGAUUCGUCGACGGCUUCCUCCACGCCAGACAGGAGCCGGCAGAAACAGCAGCAAGAAAUUAGCAGUGGCCUUUCCACCGGCGCCAAAGCCGGAAUCGGCGUCGGCACCGCCGUCGUCGCCCUCCUCAUCGCCGCCGCUUUCUGGAUGGUCCGUCGCAGGCGAGCCGGCAAGAGCUCAGUCCGGCGGGCAAGAAGUCAGCGGCCUUACGUCGAUGGCAAAGGCGAACUCGAAGGUGUUCCGGUGCACCGGCGGGUCGAAGAGCAGACUGAAAUGCCUGGCAAGGAGCUCUACGAAGCGGAUUCGCAUACUCGUGCACCGCCGGCGAGCGAGCCGCACGAAGCAGAUUCGCCUCCGCCCAUACCGUUCGCUAGUAAGCCAAGGUGGGAAUUGGAUGGCGGGUAUCGAGGGGAAGAGGUAGGGCCGCAAUCACCGUGUACUGCGAAGGGCCCGGGGGCUGUAUAG